AUGUAUGCAACGAAGCGUCGUCGCAGAAAUACAAAAAAUUAUAAAAGUCCAUUAAAAGAAAAUCAAAAAACAAAUCCAAGUAAACGUCAUCGUGAACGUUUAAAUGGUGAAUUAGAAAAUUUAGCAUCAUUAUUACCAUUUGAAACAUCCAUAUUAACUAAACUUGAUAAAUUAUCAAUAUUACGAUUGGCUGUUAGUUAUUUACGUGUUAAAUCUUAUUUUCAAGCUACAUUUAAAAACCGUCAACAUUUACAAAAUCAACAACAACAAUAUGAAGCUACAACAUCAACAACAAGUUCAUCAACAUCAUUAGGUCUUUGUCAAGAAAUAUAUUAUCAUGAUCCAACAUUUAGUGAAGGAGAUUCAAUUUUAGAAGCUUUACAAGGUUUUAUUAUAAUUGUUAGUUGUGAUGGUGAAUUGUUUUUUGCAUCAAAAACUGUUGAACAAUAUCUUGGUUUUCAUCAAUCAGAUAUACUUCAUCAAAGUGCAUUUGAAUUAAUUCAUUCAGAAGAUCGUGAUGAAUUUAAAAGACAUUUACAAUGGAAUGAAAAAAUAACAAAUGAACAUCAAAAUUUAACAUUAGAACAAAUAUUAACAAAUUCAGAGCAUGAUCAUUUAUUACAAAGAACAUUUACUGUACGAUUUCGUUGUUUACUUGAUAAUACAUCAGGUUUUGUGACAUUAGAAAUAGAUGGACGAAUAGGAAUUUUAUAUGGGCAAAAACCAGCACAUACAUUGGAUGAUCAUCGUUCAUUAGCAUUAAUUGGUAUUGCUUGCCCAUUUGGACCACCAUCUUUAUUUGAAAUUCCUCAACGUGAAAGUUUAUUUAAAUCAAAAUAUCGUUUAACAUUAGAACCUGUAUCAUUAGAUCCAAGAGGAAAAUUAAUUUUAAAUUAUACAGAUCAUGAUUUAACACAAUUAGGUGGUGGAUAUAAUUGGAUACAUUCAGAUGAUUUAAAAUAUUAUUCAACUGCACAUAAAGAAUUAUUAAAAACCGGUACAUCAGGUCUUGUUUGUUAUCGUAUUCAAACGAAAGAUGGUCGUUGGCAAUGGUUACAAUCAUCAAUGAGAAUUAUUUAUAAGAGUAAUAAACCCGAUUUUGUCAUAGCAAAUCAUCGACCAUUAACUGAUGAUGAAGGUGAAGAAUUAUUUUAUAAACGUGGAACUGAAUUUAAAUUACCAUAUCCAUGUUUAUAUGAUUUUGAUACAAAUUUUAAUUCAAAUAUAAAUGAUGAUGAAAAUUAUACAUUAAAACAUCAUACAUCAUUAAUUAAAAAUUCAAAUACAAAUUUAUCAUUAACAAUAACAAAUAAUAAUAAUACACGUACAACAAAAAAAAUUUCUAAAACAACAAUUAAACAACAAACAAUUAAUCCAUUUACAUCAAAUACAUCAUCAUCAUCAACAUCAUCAUCAUCAUUUGAUCCAUAUUAUAAUUCAUAUCCAUCAGCAUAUGUUUCAUCAUAUCCAACCGAUGUAACAACAGCAAGUUUUAUUGAAGCAGCAACAAAUAAUUAUACAACUCAAACAAAUAAUCCAAAUGAUUUAUUAUUAGUUAAUGAUACAAAUCCAUAUAGUGGUACAUAUUCAAAUUAUUAUGCAGCAGCAUUACAACAACAAUAUCAAAAUAGUUUAACACCAUAUCAUGCUGUUUAUUAUCAAGAUACAAAUAAUCGUUAUUAUACUAAUCAUCGUACAUCACCAAUAAUAAAUGAACAAAAUUAUCAUCAACAUCAACAACAACCACAACAACAACCACAGCAUACACAUGAAAAUUAUUUAAUUGAUACAAAUAAUACAAAUAAUCCAUAUUCAUAUUAUUUAUAUAAUAAAAAUCCUUCAACUACAAAUCAUGGACAUGAUUCAAAUAACAAUCUUUCUUUAUUUGAUGUUUCAUUACCAUCACCUAUUCAUCAUUCUGUUAUAAAACAUUCGGCUAAAAGAUAG
Rotaria sordida is the source of this 1947-nucleotide messenger RNA. Lineage: Eukaryota; Metazoa; Rotifera; Eurotatoria; Philodinida; Philodinidae. The record is from the annotation of a GenBank genome assembly.